UCUCCUGGAAACCCACCAAGAUCCUCCAACUUCUGACACCAUGGUCGACUCCUGUUGUGGCUCCGUGUGCUCUGACCAGGGCUGCGGCCAAGACACCUGCUGCCGCCCCAGCUGCUGUCGGACCACCUGCUGCAGGACCACCUGCUGCCGCCCCAGCUGCUGCAUCUCCAGUUGCUGCCGCCCCAGCUGCUGUGUGUCCAGCUGCUGCAGGCCCCAGUGCUGCCAGUCUGUGUGCUGCCAGCCCACCUGCUGCCGCCCCAGCUGCUGUCGGACCACCUGCUGCAGGACCACCUGCUGCCGCCCCAGCUGCUGCAUCUCCAGUUGCUGCCGCCCCAGCUGCUGUGUGUCCAGCUGCUGCCGGCCCCAGUGCUGCCAGUCUGUGUGCUGCCGCCCCAGCUGCUGUGGGACCACCUGCUGCCGCCCCAGCUGCUGCAUCUCCAGUUGCUGCCGCCCCAGCUGCUGUGUGUCCAGCUGCUGCCGGCCCCAGUGCUGCCAGUCUGUGUGCUGCCGCCCCAGCUGCUGUGGGACCACCUGCUGCCGCCCCAGCUGCUGCAUCUCCAGUUGCUGCCGCCCCAGCUGCUGUGUGUCCAGCUGCUGCAGGCCCCAUUGCUGCUGCCCCUGCUGCCGCCUGCGUCCAGUCUGUGGCCAAGUCUCCUGCCACACCACUUGCUAUCGUCAAAUCUGUGUUAUCUCCACCUGCCCCCACCCCAUGUGCUGUGCCUCCUCUUGCUGCUGAGCCUGCUUGCUCUGGCUCACCUCUCCCUUCACUGCUGGCCCACAGAUGUAGACCCUUGUACUGUGCUAACCAUUAGGACACAUGGAGUGGGAUUGAUGUCAUUCAAUAGGAUGGACUUCAUGUUUCCAAUGAGCCCAUUACAAUUUCACUGAUUCCGUGAGAACAUUCUAAUUCAUUUUAAACUCCCUCCCUUGCUUUCUUUUAUUUCCAGUGGUGGCAACAAGUAUAAAUUAAUUGUAAUCCACUAGCUAUGAAAUUAUUCCAAUCCUCUAAAUUCCUCAUAUUCUUUAUCACUUUGAGGCAAUAGAUUCUCCUUCUCAGUGAGGUAGACAUUAAAUUCCGGACCAGUAUUGCCACUGAUGUUAUGCCCCCAGAACCAGCCAUCCAGUUAUAUUGUUUUCCUCUGAGUGUGACUUUCUUAUGCUUUGUUGCAUCUCUGCUUUCUAAUAAACUUUUCUGCACAUAAGAA
This is a messenger RNA of Callithrix jacchus (white-tufted-ear marmoset), 1205 nucleotides long. The record is from RefSeq and is a predicted model, not a curated record. Lineage: Eukaryota; Metazoa; Chordata; Mammalia; Primates; Cebidae.